CAAGAGAUGCUGACUCCCAAGCCUGACUAAAACCUAAGAAUGCAUCUCUAUGAAGUACGCAGGCACCAGGGUCGAGCUGUGCAGUUCCAGCAUGUACAAGAUCUACCCGGGACACGGGCGGCACUACUCCAGGACCAACGGGAAGGUUUUCCAGUUUCUAAAUGCAAAAUGUGAGUCUGCAUUCUUUUCCAAAAGGAAUACUCUGCAGAUAAACUGGAUUGUCCUCUACAGAAGAAAACACAAGAAAGGGCAGUCGGAAGAAAUUCAAAAGAAAAGAACCCGCCGUGCAGUCAAAGUCCAUCGAGCCAUCACUGGUGCGUCUCCUGCUGAUAUAAUGGCCAAGUGGAAUCAGAAGCCAGAGGUUAGGAAAGCCCAACGGGAGCAGGCUAUCGGGGCUGCCAAGGAAGUAAAAAAGGCUAAGCAGGCAUCAAAGAAGACAGCAAUGGCUGCUGCCAAGGCCACCACAAAGGCAGCACCCAGACAAAAGAUUGUGAAGCCUGUGAAGGUCUCCGCCCCCAGAGUUGGUGGGAAAUGCUAAUUUGGUAGAUUAGAGUUUGAAAUAAAGAUCUAUCUUUAAGGAAAACAAAAACAAAAACAAAAAAACCAAAAAUCACAGAA
Mus musculus (house mouse) is the source of this 618-nucleotide messenger RNA. Its product is annotated as 60S ribosomal protein L24-like. The transcript has a single exon. Lineage: Eukaryota; Metazoa; Chordata; Mammalia; Rodentia; Muridae. Bases 50 to 538 code for a protein of 162 amino acids. The record is from RefSeq and is a predicted model, not a curated record.